Messenger RNA from Coregonus clupeaformis (lake whitefish), 1988 nucleotides. RefSeq names its product fatty acyl-CoA reductase 1. Gene Ontology annotation, cellular component: peroxisome. Lineage: Eukaryota; Metazoa; Chordata; Actinopteri; Salmoniformes; Salmonidae. Gene Ontology annotation, biological process: long-chain fatty-acyl-CoA metabolic process. Bases 192 to 1748 code for a protein of 518 amino acids. The record is from RefSeq and is a predicted model, not a curated record. Gene Ontology annotation, molecular function: alcohol-forming very long-chain fatty acyl-CoA reductase (NADP+) activity. The transcript has 12 exons.
UCAAUACAUUUCAGCUAACCUGGCAACCCUGCCCGGCUGUCAGCGGUCAGGUUUCUGUGCUCCCAGCCCGCAGAAAUUGAGCAGUUACGGAGCUGUAGCUGAACUUGCAUCCGGGAGAUACUUCUCAUUUAACGCAAGAAAACUCAGUUUCGUCAAUUUCAGGUUGAGGAGGGUUGGAGCACACAGACAAAAUGGUGACCAUUCCAGAGUACUAUGAGGGGAAGAAUGUGCUUAUCACAGGGGCAACAGGCUUCAUGGGAAAGGUCCUGCUGGAGAAGCUGCUGCGGUCUUGCCCUGGAAUCAAAGCCGUGUACGUUCUGGUCCGGCACAAAUCGGGGCACUCUCCCCAGGUCCGCAUCGCAGACAUGAUCAACUGCAAGCUUUUUGACAGGGUACGAGAUGAGCAGCCAGACUUUGCUGAAAAGAUAGUGGCUGUUAACAGUGACCUCACCCUGCCAGAGCUGGACCUGAGCAAAGAGGACCAGGAAACACUUGCUGACUGCAUCAACGUAGUCUUCCACUGUGCUGCAACCAUCCGAUUCAACGAGCCUCUCAAAGAUGCUAUGCAGCUCAAUGUUCUAGCCACCCAGAAGAUGGUGGCUCUGGCCCACAGAAUGAAGCACUUGGAGGUGUUCCUUCAUGUGUCCACAGCCUACGCCAACUGUGACCGGACACUCAUUGAGGAAGUGGUUUAUCCACCUCCUGUUGACUACAAGAAGCUCAUCGACAGCCUGGAGUGGAUGGAUGAGAAGCUGGUCUCAGCGAUGACCCCAGGGCUGAUUGGAAAAAGGCCCAACACGUACACUUACACCAAGGCCAUGGCUGAGUACCUGGUCCAGCAGGAGUGUGGAAACCUCAACGUGGCCAUCAUCAGGCCCUCUAUAGUAGGGGCCAGUUGGAAAGAGCCCUUCCCAGGCUGGAUUGAUAAUUUCAAUGGACCUAGUGGAAUAUUCAUUGCAGCAGGAAAGGGGAUCCUGCGCACCAUGAGAGCGUCCAACAACGCGGUGGCUGACCUGGUGCCUGUGGAUGUGGUCAUCAAUACCACACUGGCUGCCGCCUGGUACUCCGGCUCCCAGAGACACACCAGGCCUAAGAGCAUAUUGGUGUACAAUUGCACGACGGGUGGCAUCAACCCGUUCCACUGGGGUGAAGUUGAGUACUGUAUAAACAUGACCUUCAAGACCAACCCCUUAGAGCAGGCUUUCAGGCGCCCCAAUGUUAACCUGCGGUCCAACCCCUUUACCAAUCAGUACUGGACCACAGUGAGUCACACUCUGCCCGCCCUGCUGUAUGACGUGUAUCUCAGGGCCACGGGUCAGAAGCCCCGGAUGAUGAAGACCAUCACACGGCUGCACAAGGCCAUGAUGGUGCUGGAGUACUUCACCAGUCACUCGUGGGUGUGGAACACGGACAACGUCACCAUGCUAAUGAACCAGAUGGGCACUGAUGACAAGAGGAUGUUCAACUUUGACGUGCGACAACUCAACUGGGCAGAGUACAUGGAGAACUAUUGCAUGGGGACAAAGAAGUAUGUCCUGAACGAGGCUGAGUCAGGCCUGCCAGCCGCACGUAAACACCUCAACAAGUUGAGGAACAUCCGCUACACGUUCAACACGGUCCUGGUCGUGUUCAUCUGGCGCGUGUUCAUUGCGCGGUCCCAGAUGGGCAGGAACAUCUGGUACUUUGUGGUCAGCCUCUGCUUCAAGUUCCUGUCCUACUUCCGAGCAUCCAGCACCAUGAAAUACUGAGGCCACGUGGUGUGGUCACCUUGAACCCAUCCACCCUCCUCAACUCAGAAUCCCCAGUCCAGUCCACCCUCUCUCCCUCCUGCCGGCCCGCCUGCAGACAGCUAUGCAUUGGACAAGGCUCUUCAAACCCUGGGACUAUUUUGAGUCACUCAAAGGGAGCCUUAAGGAUUUUGGCAAUGAAGCCCUGUAUCUACUUCCCCAGAGUCAGAUGAACUCGUGGAUACCAUUUGUAUGUCUCUG